CCCUAACUCGACCGUUAGUUAGAAGCUAGCAGUCAUUUUCAUCAUCCGCAAAAGUUGGGCAAGCUAGAUAACAUAUUUUGUUUAUUUAGGUAACAUAUUUCAGGAAGUCGCACCUACUCCACAAUAUUCCAAAAGUUGCGGAUUUUAGUGACAAAAAUCGUCACACUAUCAACUAUGACGUUGCGGCUAACUUCUUCAAGAGAGAGGACUUUUCCAAAUUUUACCUCGAAAAAAGUACCUGUUGACCCCAGCAACGCCAUGUCGAAAGUUUUGAGGAAUUCGUUGAUUCUCGACGCCAUCUUCGCCAAACUCGACCUCCCCGACUUGAAGAAUUCUCGUCUCGUUUGCCACGAGUGGAACGAUGUCGGCACUGCUGUAUUAGCAAAACGGACUCGGCUCCAGGUCAACGAGCUUUUAUCCUACAAAUGGCCCAAGUUCGACAAGGUGGCCCCCGUCAACGACAAACUACUUCGACGCCUCCUCAUCUCGUACAAAUUCGACCCGUCUACCCCGAAAAAGAGGAAGACCGACGUUAUUAAAAAGGCGCUCACCCACGUGCCCAAAGUGUCUCAAUUAACUCGUGAAAUUAAAUUUUUCGUCGCCGAGAAGAAAUUUCUCCCCGCUUUCCUCGAAGGAAUUAGGGCGUUGGGGUCCACGAAAAUCCAAGACAUUGAAAUCCUUAGUGGCUGGCGACUUGAUCCCGAUGGGGACUACAAAAUUGCACCUCGGGCGUUUCAAAAACUCCCGCCUCAACCUAGCUUGACCUCGCUUAAGUUCACGAUUAAUUCAGAGUUUCGACUUGAUCGCACCACUGGGUGCCACGAAUUCCACCCCCUGAUCCAAAUCUUGAUCGAUGCUGCCCCCAAUUUGACCACUUUGGACGUCGCGGCGUCUCUCUAUCCGAAUUUGGAGGGGUGUAGUAGCCUUAAAGUUCUGAAAUACAAAUUUGGAACGUAUUACAAUUAUAAUAUACCUGACAUCAAUUUGGAUAAUGUGAUCAAGAUGCUGGCUCAGGUCAAGGAUUCCGUAAUCGUGCUGGAAUUGGCGCUGGAUUCACUUUCUACUACCUUGAAGCAGAUCCAAACUGUUUGGGAUGUUCCCGUGAUGUCCAACGUUACCACGCUCUCCACCCGUUCCAUAAACACGUACCAAAUUCGGGACUUUUUUGACGAGGACCACUUUCCAAAAUUAAAAACCCUCUCCAUCCACCAAGGAACGGGGACGUCCCAUGCAAAUUUGUGGGGGCAACAUGGAGAAAUUCAAUCUCUCUCUGUGGUCGUAUGGUCCUUGAGGGACAAGGAAUUUGUGGGAAAAUUGAUCCGUGUAUUUCCUGCCGUUAAGAAACUCGAGUUGAGGUUGGAGAUCGCAUAUCACACUUCCGUUUCAGACAUCAACCAGACUAUCGAACCGUUCCAAAUCUGGGAUUUGGAACGGGUCAACGUACAUGUUGCCACGGAAUUGCAAGGCGUGUACCCCGUGUUGAUCCAAGUCCUCAAAGCCAUGUCGCUCAUGAAAGGAGUUAAGAGUGUCCUUUUUACGGGCAUUUUCGUCAAGGAGGAUAACUUUACUCCCCAUGUUGAGGAUCUCAUCUUGCACAGUAGAGGAUUGACAAGCGUGGAAAUGUCGGGGCGUAUGUCAACGGAAAUCGAGGAACGAAUGCGACCCAUUUUUGAAGCCAGUGGUGCACCCAUUCAUUUGAGAAGAAGCGUUCCUCAUAACUAAAUCAGAUAGGAAUUUUUGUAUAUCUUAUUGGUUCCUCGAUUGUGAAUUGGAUUUUGGGAUGAAAACUGUUUAGUGUCGCCAAGAUGACUUCUUUCUUAAUGUGGGAAAAGGUGUCAUCAACGUACAGCUGCUAGAAGGAUAUGAAAGGGUAUUAAAUAUUUGUAUUAAAUAUUUCCAUUUAAAUACUAAAUGUUUCAUACGCUAGAAAUUAUUUCUAAGCUGCAUGUUUUUUGAACUGUCAAUUUACAACGGCAGUAAACCUGGUGAAUUUUUCCGGAGGGUUGGCCAAAUUUUCGCGAAUAUUGUCUAAUAUGCAUUUACCUAGUGACGAAUCGUCACUGACGAUAUGCGUUCCGUAUAAUAUGUAAAUAUCUAUAUACUUUCAUACUUUCAUACUUUCACUUUCAGCGUCAAGCGGAGACAAAGUAGAAUUUAGUAUACAUACCGACAUAUUUAUGGUAACCAUACUAUGGUUAUCAGGAGAGGUACAUCUGUAGUACACAUGAAAUAUAAUCAUUUUCUUAAGUUUAAAAAUUGUAAAUUUGGAAAUAAUUUAUGAUUAUGUGAUUAAUGAAAUCAUUAAGGACGACCAAAUUGGACUAAUGUCGAUGUCAGAGUCCUUUGUUUACUAUGCUGGGUGUGUCUCAUAUGUAUGUACAGAGCUUCCAUAAUUUUGUGCCAUAAUUUGUUUGCCUAAUCAUAAGCUAAUUAGCCCGGAAACCAAUUAAAUUAUCAAUAAGAGCACUCAAAAUAUUUAUUUAAGGUGACUAAUUUCCUUGACCUUUUUAUAACCUGUCAAAUUUAAAUUUCUUCCUUCAGUUAACACUAUGGUUCACCCCAUACAUAAGUACAUACGUAAAUUGUACAAUAGUUAAACCAUGACAUUGUCGCAAUUAAAGAAGCUACUCUAGAAAAA
Folsomia candida is the source of this 2638-nucleotide messenger RNA. RefSeq lists its product as uncharacterized. The transcript is spliced from 7 exons. The record is from RefSeq and is a predicted model, not a curated record. Bases 175 to 1722 code for a protein of 515 amino acids. Lineage: Eukaryota; Metazoa; Arthropoda; Collembola; Entomobryomorpha; Isotomidae.